CGUGUUGACCAAAUUGCCGCCUACUUGCCCUUUUGCAGCCAAAAAUUAAUCCUUUUUUUUUUUUCUUGUGGGGCUUCUGAAUCAUCAGCAGCUCAAGGGGCAGUAGAUUCAAGAGGGAUAAAAAGAAGGUAGUAGCAAGAGAGAGCUCAUGUCUAAAACCUGCACAUUUAGUGCAGUGUCAGGAGAAAUCAGAAAGGUGGGUGAAUGACAAGCAAGAUCAGGAGACACCAAAGGGGCUCACAAGAAAUUUUUUUCCCACAUUUGUCCACACACACACACACACACACACACACCUAUAUAUAUAUAUGAGUUGAAUGGCUGUCCCAAUCUUCCUUUCUUUGAAAUCUUCUUCUCCUUCGGGUCUACUGCUCGCAGUGGUACUCGUAUUGGCGCUGGAAUCUCACGCGGUAUCGCUAGAUGCGCGAAGAUUUCUCCGCUCUUCCUCUUCUUCUUCAAUUAGGAUCCUGUUUGGCACAGUCUACUGCGAUAGUUGCCUGGAAGCGAGGCUCACGCGCAACAGCAUAGUCUUCUCAGAGGCCGAGAUCCAAAUCGAAUGCGUCGGCAGCCGCGGGAAUCCAGAUCACUCCACCGUCGUGAGCACCAACGAGACGGGGCAAUUCCAGGCCCAAAUCCCACCACAGUUCGACGCUUGCUCCGUCCAGUUCUUGAGCAAAGCUCUCGACUCUUGCGCCACUCCGGCGGCAGCAUUUGCUACGUCCGCCUCACUCGAUCAGCCGCGUGAUCUCGUGUUCCGGCCAAGCCAAGCGCUGGCCUUCUGUUCCACUCCCGCCAGGCGCGAGGCGCUAACGUUGGGGCCGCCAGAACCUCCGAAAAAGAGCACGCAGGGUUACAAGCUCGACCCCCCGGAACCCCCUCGGCCCCGGAAAUUCGUCGUCACUACAAAGGCGUACCACCUCGGCCCCCCGAAUCCUCCGCAACCGAGGACUGCCAACCACAACUAGCUUCUUUUCUCUCUUGUAUACACAUACUCAAAAGUGAAGUUUGAUGAGUUCUUCGCGGUGUCUUGGGAGUCCAUGGAUGGAAAUCCUGGGGAUUGACAUGAGUUUUUUUUUGGGCUGUAAACAAACACCGCUACGUGGUCCUCUCUUGUUCCUUGUCUACUUUCCGACUUUAAAGGAGUUUGGUCAAACAUGCAGCA
Molecule: messenger RNA, 1159 nt
Organism: Selaginella moellendorffii
Lineage: Eukaryota; Viridiplantae; Streptophyta; Lycopodiopsida; Selaginellales; Selaginellaceae
Exons: 2
Coding region: 315-962 (215 amino acids)
Source: RefSeq, a predicted model, not a curated record